Anopheles nili is the source of this 2203-nucleotide messenger RNA. RefSeq names its product UDP-glucuronic acid decarboxylase 1 (gene Uxs). Gene Ontology annotation, cellular component: cytoplasm. Gene Ontology annotation, molecular function: UDP-glucuronate decarboxylase activity; NAD+ binding. Bases 1 to 1518 code for a protein of 505 amino acids. Gene Ontology annotation, biological process: D-xylose metabolic process. Lineage: Eukaryota; Metazoa; Arthropoda; Insecta; Diptera; Culicidae. The transcript is spliced from 5 exons. The record is from RefSeq and is a predicted model, not a curated record.
AUGGUGUUUUCAAAGAGAAAGAUGAAGCAGUUCCUGGCGUUCGGAGUGACGAUCGUGCUUGUGAUUUGUUUGUACAAAUCAUGGGGCAGUCCGACUAACGGGGUGCAACAUUACGGUGUAGCCUACGAUGACGGUGAUAACAGUGUCGUCAGUGUUGAUAACGUGGCUGCUGCCGGGCCGGAAAAUGAACGAGUCGGACUCAUGUUUCCCGCAGUCAACCGUCGACCAGAUCUCAAGCAACACAACAGCAUUGACGACGGAGGUGGCGAAAAAGUGGAAGAGCCCCGUUGGUCGGUGGCGAACGACGAUGUACGGAUGCUGAAGCAACUCCAUCGACAGCCGGUUCGGAAGGGUGCAAAUGCGGGAUUUGCGCCAUUGGAGGAAGCCGAGGCCGAACGUGAGACCCGCCUGAACGAGCUGCACGAGGCUAAGCGACAGAUUCUGGAGCUCGAACGGAAAAUACAGGAGCUCGAAGGCCGAAUCCCACGAAAAUAUCCCGAUGUUACAUUUUUAAACUACAAAAAUCGCAAACGGAUACUGAUAACGGGCGGGGCCGGUUUUGUCGGAUCGCACCUGGUCGAUUACCUCAUGAUGCAAGGCCACGAGGUGAUUGUGGCGGACAACUUUUUCACGGGCCGGAAGCGCAACGUCGAACAUUGGCUGGGCCACGAAAACUUCGAGCUGAUCCACCACGACAUCGUGAACCCGUUGUUCAUCGAGGUGGAUGAGAUCUACCACCUGGCUAGCCCGGCCAGCCCACCGCACUACAUGUACAAUCCGGUUAAGACGAUCAAAACCAACACGCUCGGUACGAUCAACGUGCUCGGAUUGGCGAAGCGCGUCGGCGCCAAGGUGCUGAUUGCCAGUACGUCCGAAGUGUACGGAGAUCCUGACGUUCAUCCGCAACCCGAAACCUACUGGGGUCAUGUCAACCCGAUUGGACCACGGGCCUGCUAUGACGAGGGCAAACGCGUAUCAGAAACGCUCAGCUACGCCUACGCCAAGCAGGAGAAAGUGAACGUUCGCGUAGCGCGGAUAUUCAACACCUACGGGCCGCGAAUGCACAUGAACGAUGGGCGUGUUGUGUCUAACUUUAUCAUCCAGGCGCUGCAGAAUCAGUCCAUUACGAUCUACGGAAGCGGUAAACAAACGCGUUCGUUCCAGUACGUAUCGGACCUGGUCGAUGGACUGGUGUCACUGAUGGCAUCCAACUACACGCAGCCUGUGAAUUUGGGUAAUCCGGUUGAACGCACGAUCCAGGACUUUGCCGAGAUCAUACGCGACCUGGUGGGCUGCAAGAGCAAAAUCAUCGAGCUUCCAGCCGUCGAGGACGAUCCCCAGCGUCGAAAGCCAGACAUUUCGCGUGCAAAGAAACACAUAAACUGGGAGCCGAGGGUUCCCCUGCAAGAUGGGCUCAUGAAAACGAUCGACUACUUCCGAAAGGAGCUAGCACGUUCGAACCAUUCGCAACGGAACAUAUUUGUACCCGAAACGACAGAGUUCCACAGCCUGCUUUGAUCGUUUGUGGAGUGCGAUCCGGAUAAGGGCCUCUGACCUGGAUACGUGAGAUUUAAUCCUUCCAGUUUUUUUACAGUCAGACAUCCUGUAAAAGUCAACCCGAGGCGGGGAAGGUUUUGCUUCCACAUUGUAGAUACUGAAACAUGGGUCGAUUGGUGAAAAUGUCUGCAUUAAACAGCGUGUGCAAUAAGUGGUUUGGAAUAUUGUUUGGCAAAAGAGUAAAUUAUUUCGUUCCCGACUACAUGCGGCGUAUCCGUUCGAGUAAUUUCAUCUUCAGAACAACUGGUGCUGCUGUUCGUCGUGAAAAAACUUCAGACAGAUAGUUAUACACGUUUGAAUCAGCAGCAAAGUUAUAACAUCUUCAAAUGUAUCCUUUUACAUUGAAAUGCCUACUGUCGCACAAAUUUCCUCACGUUAAGAUUAAAAUAUCUAGAGAAGCGAAUUUCUGUAGUUUUUCAAGGUACAAUCAAACGAUUCUCUUUCUGAACAAACAGACCUCGAAUGUUAUCUCACAUGUGAAAGGAAUGAAUAAGUUGCUCUUUUUAAAGACCAUGUGUUGUUUUUUAAUGUAAAUACUAUCUAGUCCGGUUUUUUUUGUGAAAUAUGAAACAUGAAUUGCAUUUUGAGUUGGCUUUCUGCCUCUUCGGUGCUAGAAAAAACAGAAUCUGUUAAAUAUGUAUUUGAU